GUCAAAGGCGAAGUAGAGGGGAAGAGACGGUUCAGUUCUGGCAAAUAAAACUAGCUUAUUCCCUUAUGACUAUAUCAGAGUUUGAGAAUUUUAUUGCCAAAGUCUUAGUAUAACAUCUCCACCGUGAUUCCAGUAUGUCUGCGUCCAUGAGAGCCAGUUCAGCGCCAAGUUCAUCGAGGCCAGAGCAAGCACUGGACGCCAGAGUAGCAGAACUGAAUUUUCAAGUCCCAGCAGAGGGCAGAAAUACACAGCCCCCUCCUAUCAACAUCCCAGAUGAACUGCUGGUCAGCCUUACCUCCACUGUCUACAACAGGAGCACACUGGGGCACACUGCACACCAUCGGCACUGCAAGGGCUGUGGAAUCAGACGGCCAGAUGCAGUCUGGCAUCACCCACUUGGACGCAAGAAAUACAAAUACUUUCUAGAGCAGCCAACGUCCCUGACUGGAGCAGGCAGGGAUAUUUCGUUCCUCUGUGAUGCUAUGGUAACUCAGAGGAAGACAACACCCCUCCCACCACUGACUGACAGGAGUGGUAUUGGUGACACACAGAACUUCAGUGUCUCAGAAAGUCUGAUCCCUGAAGAAUAUCACAUUGUUAAAAACAAAGGGCUGCGGAGCCUUGAGUUCUAUGAGGAUGCGUUCACAGUACAGCUGCAAGAUGACGAACAGAAACUACGGAUCUUUCCUUCACUGAGGCCUAGUGGCAGACUUGAAGUGGUCCAGCUGAUGAGGAUGAUGGACGACAUGCUGGAGAAGGCCGGUGUGGAUCAGCAAAAUGAGGAGCUGACUCAGCUCUCCCAGAUGGAGGGUCUGCUGGAGCUGGUGCAAGUUGAGCAGAACAUCUACAACAUUGUUUUCCAUGAACUGAUCAGGCAGGUCAGCGUGGGCUGUGUUGAGCGGGGACAGCUGCUUGCCAAGCUCAGACAGCGCUACCAGUCCUUGCUGGAGCGAAUCCCCCGCCGUCUGAAGGCUCUGCACACGGAGGCAGUGGCACAGCGGGCUCUGGACCGCCGGCUCACUGACGAGAUCCAUCGCAUCAAGACUUCCAUCCAGCAACUCAGCACGGAGCUGUCCAAGAUCAGAGACCAUGAUGCAUUUGUUUCCCAGCAGGCAGAGCGCGCUCACUGGCAGCUGGCUGAGUCGCUCGAUCAGACGCACACCAAUUCUGAUGUGGUCCAGGGUUACCAUGAGCUGUAUGAGCUGCAGAGAGGUCGCCUUGAGGCUCAGCUGCUUCAGAUGACAGAGGAGAGAGACUGUUGGAGCCAGCUCACCUUCUGCCUCGCCCUCAAGGUGAUGAGUGUGAAGAAGCUGCAGCUGGUCAGUCGGCUGCAUGUCUACGAGCAGAGCUGGUUUCAGACAGCAGAGCACUGCCUCCUCUACCUCACUUCAAAGGACACAGAGGACCUAAAUAUCAUCAUGGAGCUUAGUAACUACUGGAAAGAGCAGCUGACUGCUUUCAUGUCCCAGAUGAAGAAGACAGAGCAUGCACAGUUUGAAGAGAUCUUUGCCAUCCAGCAAGGCAUCGCCAAGUGGCUCACCUUCUGCACCACACAGAACAAGUGUCCUGACCCAAAAUGUGAGAAAAUUUCACUGGAAAAGAUUCAUGCUGAUUUAACACAGUGGUCAAAUAUGUUGGCCCUCCAGUGUGAGCGCUACCAAGGUGAGAAGCUGUUCUGCUGCCAGCAGACACUGAGUGAGCUUGGCCGUGUCCAGGAGAGAUGGCUGGAUAAGAGCCUUCAGCUGUUCAGAAGACACUCUUCUCCUGAUGGUGAAACCCCUGGAAGCCAGCUUGGCAGGGUCCUAUCUGAGCUCCUCAAACAGCUGGACACACAAGUCAGUGGAGAGAGUGGGGUCCAUGGACAGAUCACGUCACUGCUCGGCUUCAUGGAGUCCUGGGUUUCCAAGCUCAGUGCAAUGAUUUGCCGGCCAGAAUUGAUGCCUGUGUCUGAUUGGCUAAAGCUAGAGAAGGCACUACACAAAUGGCUGAGUUUUGCUGAAGAAGCCUUACAGAAUGUCUCCAUCACACAGACAGAGAACGAAGGGGACAAAAACAAGUCUGACAUAUAUAUAGAGACAGAGAGUGUGUUAGACAAAGUGCAGAAGUUCAUAACCAGCCUGUCCAACUUCAGUGAUGGUGAGAAUCAGAGACUCAGUGAGGAGGUCACUUCUAUUCACAUGGGUCAGACCCGUUGGAUGUUGGAGCUGUUGGUCCUCAUAGUACCUGACGAUAGUGAGAACCAGGAUCAAGAACCUGAACACCAAUACAUUACAAACAUCUCACCACAGACACUGGAUGAGGAUGCCAAGAUCCUGGCUGAGAAACUUGACUGUUUUUCCAAUUACAUCACCAGCUUUUGUAAGCUGAUUCUGGAGGAGGAGACUUUGCAGAACCCACAUCAAGCUGAGGGUGAAAAUGAGAUGAAUAAGUGCAGAGAGCUGCAGAGGGAAUGCGUUGACUGGAAGGAGACCUGUACAGUCCUGCUCUCAAAGGUGAAAGGGUGUCCUGUGGAGCUGCCUGUCAGACUGCCUGCUGCCACUUCCAGAAGUAAUGACACAGUCUCUCCAGCAGACAGCAGGGAGACUCUGGUGAACAAAGAGAUUUCAGCAGAGCCUACAACAGACAGUGGGGUCACAGAGGUCAAAGAUGAGACUGAGGCAGAAUCAAGAGAUAGCACUACUGAAGGACAUGAAUUACAACAGCAAGAAGUUUGUGAGGGGGAGCCAACAGUUUGUGAGACACCAGUGGUGAAGCUGAUCGGCUAUGAUGGACAUAUUAUACAAAGAAAACUGGGAGAGAGCACUAUCUAUCUGAGUGGGACUGAUGAACUGGUCGUAUCUCCAGCAACAGACGAAGCUCAAAAAGCUUUUAGUGAUCUGGCCACAGUAGGAUUACUGCAGCAGGAACUGCAUGAUUCUGAGCUGCGGGUCCAGGCUGCUGAGCAGCGAGCCCUGAAAGCUGAGGAGGCCCUGCAGGCAGCAUUGGAGAAGAUUCAGGACCUAGAGAGACAACUUCAGGGUCAGCCCAGUCUGGAGCCCAAAAGUAGUGAAGAGAAAAAGAAAACACCACCACCUUCCCCACCAGCAGUAGCACCCCCUGCUCCUCCAAAGAAAACAGCUCCCGAGGCCAAACCAACAAGCAGCACUAAAAGGACCAAGAAACGCUGAUCUGACAUCUAAUUAGAGCAUGUUACGACUCUGUAUGUUUGGGACUGUCCAAUUAAUGUCGAGGGAACUGCUUUUCAAGUCAUUUGUAUGAUUUUAUGUAUUGUGUGUUCACUGUUGGAACAAGACCAGGGAGGAACACAACACCAGCCCAUGUAUUAUCUCACAGGUUUUCAAAUUAGUGUAGCGUACAUGAAUAAAAAAAUAGGAGAAAACUAAAAUGGUCAUUAACCAGUGCUGCCUUAAUAUUCCCAGUAUCAGGAGGUUGUCCUUAUUUAAAUUACAUGGCUGUUGUAUGAAAAUGAACAUCACUUGGUGAUGUUGUCUUAUAUUACGGCUUGCUGUGGCUUUGUUUAACCUCAUAUGUUUUCUGACGCAAUGUAGAAGCAAUUUUAUUUUUGCUUUCUUCCAAAAUUGAAAGUUUCUGCAGAUAUUACAUUUUAAACAGUU
This is a messenger RNA of Seriola aureovittata, 3614 nucleotides long. It is a transcript of the gene axdnd1, whose product is annotated as axonemal dynein light chain domain containing 1. The transcript has 26 exons. The record is from RefSeq and is a predicted model, not a curated record. Bases 135 to 3167 code for a protein of 1010 amino acids. NCBI's taxonomy places the organism in Eukaryota, Metazoa, Chordata, Actinopteri, Carangiformes, Carangidae.